AUGUAUUUCACCCCAGCUUCUUUCCUCACUAUUGCAGCCGGCCUCUCAGGGCUCUCCCAGGUUUCGGCAUACUGGCUGGUAGCCACCGACAUCACAAGCUUCAUCUCCGGCCCAGUCGGCGGCGACGGCUACCAGUGGGUCCACGUCGACAACCUCGACUGCAACACCAUGAUCGACGCACCUCUCGUCAACGACAGAAGCGACGUGAGCGGCGACAAGCUCGGUGUGCGCAUGGAGUCUGAAGAGGGCACCUGUGACCACGGUGGUAACUGGUGGGCUACGGAAUGCCCUACUGAAGUCGAGCAGCACUUUUCAGACUUUCAUCAGACUUGGUAUGCGAACCGCGACAACCAGAUGGUGGACCUCGGCGGCAGGGUGGUAGGAUCGUGCCGAGUCGAUAUGACAAACGAUAUCCAGUGUGAAGUGACCGCUGGAAUGGCCCGUUUCCAGACUCUACUUGAGUGCACACAGACUGCUUGA
Molecule: messenger RNA, 480 nt
Organism: Didymosphaeria variabile
Lineage: Eukaryota; Fungi; Ascomycota; Dothideomycetes; Pleosporales; Didymosphaeriaceae
Exons: 2
Coding region: 1-480 (159 amino acids)
Source: RefSeq, a predicted model, not a curated record